Messenger RNA from Thelazia callipaeda (thelaziosis nematode), 4563 nucleotides. Lineage: Eukaryota; Metazoa; Nematoda; Chromadorea; Rhabditida; Thelaziidae. The record is from the annotation of a GenBank genome assembly.
AUGAAGUUAUUAGAAAUAUUUUUCUUCUCCAUAGCUGUGUUAUGUUUACUACUACCUAUUUUCACCCAACAAAUACCUCAAAAGAAUGCGGUGCCAGCAGCACAACAUCAAAAUGUUAAUCCAGGACAAGAAGGAGCUCAAAUAUUCACCGGUCAUGGUACUAAUCCGAUCUAUGGUGUAAACUUAGUACCAUUCGGACCUGAAGCAGGUGACCAGAAGGUUCAUCCAGGAAUGCUUACUUCUGGACAAACGAUCAAUUUGCAUAUGUUUUUUCCAUUUUAUGGUGGAUUGUAUAAUUAUUCUGUGCUUUCGGUAAAUGGUUAUAUAGCAUUUGCAACUGUUUUGGAUCAAGGCCCAACCAUUAAUGUUGGUGUUGAAUCAACCAAUUGGCCACAGCAACAAGAUCCAGCAAUGAUCGCACCAUAUCUCUGCAAGCAACAAAUUGUACAAAAUCCAAGUCCUGGACUUAAAACUGGUGUUUAUUACCGCCUCAUGUUAAGGCAAUCGUUAUUCGGUCGUGGUAAUAAUGUUAACAUGCCUUAUGGUGGUACUGUGCAACAAUCAGCCUUCUUUGGGCAACCAGCUAGUCAAGCUUGUCCAAGUACAUCGGAUUCUUAUGUGCAUUGUAAUCAAAAUAGUGAUUAUUUUUUGGAUGAAAUGAUGCGAUGGCUUCAAGAAGGAGUUGCUGGUGCAACAGCAUUCCGUGCAGAUGCAGCACUGGUAGUCACCUGGUAUAAUACUGCAUCAGCAGUUGUUGGUCGCUCAGAUAUUGAUGCAGGUCAACUAUCUACCUACCAAGCAAUUUGGCUUACAGAUCAACCUGGUCGAUUGAGCUAUGUAAUUUUAAAUUACGACAAACUUGGAUUUGACGCUGCAGAUUUUCGGAUGAAUUCCAGAAGUGGCCGUUGCCAGGCUUUGUUUAAUGGUGGUAAUCAUACGGGUAGCGUACCGGUAGAUCCAACAUUCAUGUAUAAAAAUACACCGACCGUACUGGCUCAACGUUCAGCUGUGCCACAUGUAGUUCGUGGACGUUAUAUGUUUCGGGUUGAUGAUGUUGUUCGACCUGCUGGUUGUUCCAACAAAACAGGUGGCACAUAUCCUAUGCUCAUUUAUCCAAACAUAGCAAAUAUGUUAGGUGAAACAACAGUAGAUGUGAAUGCUCUAUGCCUGGAUCGAAGUCAAACUUACGUUUUAAUGAUUGAACAACGUCAAACAGCGUCAUGUAUAGUAAUAAAUUCAGCAAUAGCUCGGUGUCAUCUUCCAAAAAUUUAUGAUUGGGGCACGAAAACAGUAUAUUUUCAACCACAAUCAGGAUCAAAUUCAGAAGAGAAAGCAUUUGUUGGCUAUAUUUACUUUGUACCUCCAACAUUAGAUCCAAUGCGUUUGGAUAUAGGGAAUGUAUACGAAUGGUUUAAAAAUCCAAUAGUUCAUCCAGUUAUGCCAGUAUCAUGGUAUCCAAGGAAUUUUACUAAUCCAGAACUCGAUUAUAAAGAUCAUGGCAUUCGGAUAAGUGAUGAUCAGUUAUAUUCUGUUCAACUCGGUCUAUAUGUUAUUGGCUACAGAGAGGCUGCAGAUGAUCAGAUCAAAAAAUUUCGUCCAGAACAUCGAGUGUUAUGUCGCUUAUCUACAUAUUCAAAUAGAAAUUCACCAGAUUAUCGCUGGAAACCUCAAGAAGAAAAAAUCAAUUUGUAUCAGGUUGAAAAAUGGUACCUAACUGAAUGGGAACGCAUGAAUACUCUUUAUUCAUUUCGAUUUGGCUAUUUGAAAUUGGCACCAAUUAUGGCUCAUGAGGAUACUUCACAAUAUUUGACAAUUCUUCCUUCGGGAUUAGUCUCACCACCUAUAUCAAUCCAUUGGUUAUGGACUAUCAGUAAUCCACAAUUUACUACAUCAUCCUAUUCUCAACAAGAUGCUGAAGCUCGGAAACAAUUUGUAUCUAAAAAAGCAAAGGAAAUGUGCCAUGAUUGGUUUGCGGAAGAUGGUGCUCAAUAUAAUUUCAUACGUGACACAGAAACUAAUGCAUCUUGCCCGUGUGUUGAAAGUCAAGCACGUGUAGAUAUUGGUCGUUUUAUGCCUCAUCCACGUUGUUCUCAGGUAUUCCGUGAUAUUACUUGUCAAACAAUGAUUGGUGCAAAAAAUUGUUAUAUGAGUGCCCAAAAUAUUUACGGUUCAUAUGCUGGCAAUGGUCAGGAUUAUGGAAGCGAAAAAACUGCACGCUUUCAAACGCAUUAUGGUCAGGUAUGCUGUUAUGAUGAAGAAGGAAAAUUGAUGCAAACAGCUUAUCAACCUGUAAUCAAAGUAAUUGAAGAGACACCGUAUAAUCCUGGUUUUCCAUUACGUGCCUAUGAAUUUGGUACUGAUCCAUAUAUUGGACAAUUUGAGGUACCAGGUUUAUCUGUAUUUUAUCAUGAUUAUAUGCCAUAUUUCUUUUGCUGUCAAUUUGCACAAUUUCGUUGUCAAUUAUUCUACUGGCGAAGACCAAGCAGUGGAUGCCAACAAUAUCAGCCACCGGCUGUUGGAAAAGCCUUAGGAGGAUUAAGUUUUAAUACUAUCGAUAAUGAUAAGUUUAUCUUUGAUGAGCCGGGAGUUUUCACACUUUUGUACAUACCUAAGACUUUAACAACACCAGAAGUACGAAUUCAAGCAAGACUGGAACGCUAUCCGAACCGAAGAGUUGAUUUUAGUUUGCUUGGACGUUAUAUGGGACAGGCAAACUUGGUACAGCCAACCAAUGCUACUGUUAUUACUGGAAUAGCUAUUGAAGCAACCGGGACUGAUCGCGUAUGCGUGGUAGCACGUAAAGAUACUCGUCGUUUCCGAUAUCGAACGAGCAUUAUUGUUGGCAAUAUUCUUCGUUACUUUGAUGUGAUGAGAAUUCAGAGAUUCCGAGGAGUAAUGGUCUACGUGAACAAUGUAGAACGAGGUCAACCAGAGAUUUAUGUAGUUUUGGAAGAGGCACAAGUAGGAAUUCGCAUUCGGGAGUCUUAUAAUCUUGAUAUAGAUCGCUUACCAAUGUAUCAGGAAAGCAUGGGCUUACUAGACAUUGAACUUAGUGUGCCUCCACAAUAUGGUGUGCGUCCGGAUGGUGAUAAAACUCGAGAACAAGAUCUACGCACAAGAUAUAAUCUUCCACGUGUAUCUGGUUUAAUGCGACCAUUUCCAGAUCAGUCAUCUGCUUCUCAUGCAUCGGGUUUGAGCCUAAAUGAUGUUAAUGCCGAAGGAAUUCGUCAGCAAAUCAUUUCAAAUUAUCUUAUUCCGGGAACAGGUGAGCCAGGUGCAAAUCAAGCCAUGGCUGGUACCCUGAAUCAGAAUAUGCCAACAGAUAAUAUGUUUACAACAAGUUUAGAUAUCGACAAAAAGUUUGAAGUUUUUCCAGAAGUGCACAUAAAGAGUGAACCAAUUUAUAAAACUGCUGCAGAAUAUGAAUCUGGUAUGAAUCGGUUUGUACCAAUGACUGGACAAAUGCUCAAUCAACGUUUGCAAACAUGUCGGGAUCUUCAAAUGAAUGAGCAAACUAAUUGGCAACCAAUUCAGAAUUCAUUACAACAGCAAUAUGGUAUUAAUUAUUGUCCUGAUAAUCCCAGUCAGAUCAUUCAGGAAUGUGGGGACUCUGUUCCAUGUUUAAAUGAUUAUACACUCUUCAAUGCACGUAUACUGGGUAUUGAAGCGCAAAAUAAUUGGAAUUCAUUCACAACAGAACGAAUUCAUGCUUCAAGACAUUAUAACAGUUGUGGACCAAUAAUGAUUGAAUAUCCAGAAUAUUUAAUGAAAACGCCGGCUUUAUCAUCCGGUUAUUUGGAAGGUGAUGUAGCACGCUUUGACUGCUUCCAAACACAUUGGAUCAAAGGCGAUUAUGAAUAUAAAUGUACUGCCAUUUAUGAUCACAACGAUCCACGCAACUACCGUUUUGAAUGGAACAAAGGUUCACAACCAUGGUGUCGUUCACGUGAAAAAGAUAAUUUAUUUAAAUGGCUCACUGCUAUAUUUUUGACUAUUGGUAUUAUAAUGACUAUAGUGCUUGUAUUUUUGUGCUGCUGGGCUCUGAAGCAAAAAAAAAGACAAGAAGUAGAAGAGAAAAAUUCAUCACUGUACAAAACACCAGUACGAGGCUCUAUGGUAAGCCGGGAGUGGAGGUCUUCGGAAACUAAGCCAUUUACGAAGACAAGGACAGAUUCAAUGUCAAGUGAAACAAAUGGUAUGUUGCAUAGUAACAAGAAUGAGUUACAGUACCGAGGAAGUGCAGGUACUCAAGCAAUUAAAGUUGCUCCCAAUAUAGAUUCAAAAGUCGUAUAUCGUAAUGAAAAUGACAAAUAUCACUCAUUAGAGAGCAGCAUUCCAUAUCAUGAACAAUAUCGAGAAUCGACUACCAAUUUAUUAAGGAGACCUUCAACUCCAACCAAAACUACUGCUGUUCUUCGGAAUAAUAAGACUGCUUCUAUUGGUACUUACAACUUAUCAGUGCCUAAUUCUCCAGCUCCACCUGUACCAGCACAUUCCGGAGUUAGUAGUGACCAAAUUAAUAAUGACCAUGCACAGCUUUUAGGUCUGAAUACGAGUGUUUAA